Molecule: messenger RNA, 1132 nt
Organism: Ruditapes philippinarum (Manila clam)
Lineage: Eukaryota; Metazoa; Mollusca; Bivalvia; Venerida; Veneridae
Exons: 6
Coding region: 89-571 (160 amino acids)
Source: RefSeq, a predicted model, not a curated record
CGAUAACAUAAAAGUGAUUUGAUCACAAAAGGCUACGGACCUAUUAAGUACUCUUUCGGUCAGCAUCUGUAGAUUUACGAAGGGCAACAUGGAAAAGUGGUUUCUUUAUGUUUCAUUGAUUCUCCUAGUUUUCCCAGCACGAGACACUGGUUUUGCUCAGGCGACAAUGUAUUUACUUUACUCUUGUCCACUGAGGUCUUCGGAAUCCUCUCUGUCCUCUAGCAGCAGCAGCAGCAGCAACGACUGUCCAAGCAGCAGAAAGAGAGACAUUUACAUUCCGUAUGGAAUUAGACAUACCUAUAUUCAAAUAGGAUCUAGAUGCCAUGACUGGGGAAACUGGAAUUAUCCUCGGAAUAUCAGCUGUAGUAGUACAGAACUUUAUUGCUGCGUUCAGACAAACAAUCUAGAAUCAUUUGGAUGGACAUUGUGUGCUGAUAGAAUCCGUGAGUUUGAAUCUGCUUGGACAAAUGUAGGAAGAAGCUAUAGCGCAACUUCAUGGAAUUGCCAGGUAUAUUCCGACAAGAUGAAAGAGUUCCUAGACACAUGCGACGUCACUGGACUAUUUUGUUAAGAAACAAAAACUUUGUAAAGCAAAUGGAAAUUAAAGUUAACGAAAGGGGUCGAUUUCAUAUUAACUUGUUUUCAGCAGUCAUUUAAUAUUUAUUACAGGCUUGCUUGAGUGGAAUGUUUAAACAUACAUAUAGCUAAUGAACAUAAUUCUGGAGGUAUGCUGCUGUAGACAUUAUUGAAAGCUAUCGUAAGGCUUUUAAAUUAAUUUUGUAUCACAAGUAUACUCGCAAUGUUUAACUUUUUUGAAUAACUCAACAUUUUUGCUUAUGUGCAAGCAUGUUUUAUAAUAAUUUAUGAAAUAAAGUAAUAGUUUAAGGUUUAUGCUAACGAUCUUUCUAAACACAACCACUUUUUACUGUUAAAUAAAUUAACUUUCUACAAUGUAAUUUGUUAUUUUGCUCCUGUGUUUUGUUUCGACAAGGACAAUAUACACGAACACGUGUGAAUAUGAAUGUUUGUAAUUUAUAUGCACAUGAUAUGUAUUAUUCUAAAUUUUUCAUGCAAUGUAUGAAGAAAACAUCGGUUUAACUUUUUAAUAUGUUUUGAUUUUGAUAGCUGUCAA